This is a messenger RNA of Acanthosepion pharaonis, 681 nucleotides long. The record is from the annotation of a GenBank genome assembly. NCBI's taxonomy places the organism in Eukaryota, Metazoa, Mollusca, Cephalopoda, Sepiida, Sepiidae.
AUGCAGUCGUACGCGGUGCAGUACCUAAUAAAUUUUAUCCUUGCUCACUUCUGCUUCAGAAAUCUACAGAUCCUUUUGAAAUUCUCUCCGAUAUGCGAAUGUCUUGUGCAUUUCUUUCCAAUAGACAAAUCUAUCAAGCUUCACUUCCCUUACGAGGGCGUCUUUUCGAUGGAGAUCUGGGAUUCCUCUCACUCACCUUUCUUGUUCAAUCACUCUCUUUUUUCUUUACUUCCCUUUUCCUCUUUGUCUUCUUCCCUUCUCAUUUUCUUUAUUCCUCACUUUUCUUCUUUCACUUCCUCCUUUUCUUUCACUUUUCAUUUUAUUAUUGUCUCCUAUGACUUCUUUCUUUCUUUCUUUUUUUCUUUGAUAUCUCCUUCCUGGUUCUUCUCCCUCACCCUUCUUCUUCAAUCACUUUCUUUUGACUUUUCUUUUCCUCUGUCUCUUUAUCUAUUAUUCCCGCCUUGCUUUCUUUCCCCAUCUCUAUUCAUUCUUUUUCUCUUACUCCAUCUUUUUCUACUGCCAAUCUAUUACUAUUUCUUCCUUUCUUUUCUUUUCUUUUCUUUUCUUUCUUUUGUACCGUAUUCCCAAUUUUCUUUUCCUCUUUUCCUGCUUUUCCUUAUUCUUUUCCUUUUCUAUCCUCUUUUUUCUUCUUAUUUUUCUUUUCCUCUUUUCCUUCCUUAA